Messenger RNA from Lachancea dasiensis, 810 nucleotides. Lineage: Eukaryota; Fungi; Ascomycota; Saccharomycetes; Saccharomycetales; Saccharomycetaceae. The record is from the annotation of a GenBank genome assembly.
AUGAGUCAGUGUUAUGGUUCGUUUGAGUAUAUAAAGGAAGCUCUGGAGCCUCUCACCUCAGAGCAGCUGAUUGCUGAUGAGGACCCAGUUUUGGGAGAGAUACUUAGCACAAAGGUUUUGGCGAACAUCGAUACGCUACGCAAUUCGGUCGUACAGGGAGAAUUGGGGACGCAGCGAGGUCCUAAUGGAAACGAAGAGCAGCUAGGCCGCUUUAGAAAGCAUUUUAGCGAGCUAGAGUGCACUGCUUUAAUGGUUCAGAGCGUCUCAACCAAUAAGUUGAAGGAACAGUAUGAACAUCAUGUGCGCGAUUUGAGAUCCAAGCGCUUAAGCGUUGACUUUGAUGCAAACACGAGUCCAGAGUCGCUGGAAGACUCGGUUGAAAACCUUUCGGCCGCUGGAGGUAUAGAAGAUCAGGACGAAAGUCUCGGGGAAUUGAGACUAAGGUUGUUGGGCAAGAAAAACGAGAGGUCAUCGACGUCUUUAGGCACAUCGGAACAUACUAUGGAAAACCAGAUGCAAGUACAUGAUAACAUACAGACAGAACUAAUUGACGAUAUGUCACAACUGAUAUCUGGGUUGAAAGUUGGCGCAGAAGCUUUCCAGGCUGCUCUGGAAGAGGACUCUACCGUGCUGAAGGCCACUGAGCUGGGUCUCCAGGCGACUUCGCGAAGUUUGACGAACUUGGGUGGAAAGUUGAAAAAAUACCACAACUCAAAAGUUGGUCUGCUGUUUUAUCUUGGGUGCAUCUUAUUCAUCUUUCUAAGUCUCGCCACCACCUACUUGAUCAUUAAGAUCUUUCCCAAGAUGUAA